This is a messenger RNA of Candidula unifasciata, 714 nucleotides long. The record is from the annotation of a GenBank genome assembly. NCBI's taxonomy places the organism in Eukaryota, Metazoa, Mollusca, Gastropoda, Stylommatophora, Geomitridae.
UAUCAGGUUUCUCUAGAAUUCUUUGUUCUCUUUCCCGAACCUGCAAAACUGAAUUCGCGAAGUAAAUUGGUUUUAAAAGUAAUCAUCAUGUUGGUCGCUGCAGCUGUCAUGCUUUUUGGUCUUUCAAGCUUAGUUUCUGGAGCAUUAGAUUCACCUCCUAAAGUUACUGACGUGGUUUAUUUUGACAUAGAGAUUGGAGGGACACCAGCAGGCAGAAUAGAGAUUGGAUUAUUUGGCAAUGUUGUUCCAAAGACUGUCAACAAUUUCAAGGCCUUAACUGUUGGACACAAGGAUGGAGACACAGUUUUAACAUUAAAGGGCAGCAAAUUUCACAGAGUAAUCAAUCGCUUUAUGAUUCAAGGAGGAGAUUUUACAGUAGGAGAUGGUACAGGAGGUAAAAGUAUCUAUGGAAACAGAUUUGAGGAUGAAAAUUUUGACCUAAAUCAUUAUGGAGCUGGCUGGGUAUCAAUGGCAAAUGCUGGCAAGGACUCAAAUGGUUCUCAGUUCUUUAUAACCACUAUUAAAACAGAGUGGCUGGACGGUCGUCAUGUUGUGUACGGAAAAGUUAUCAAGGGCAUGGAUGUUGUGAGAAGAAUUGAGAACACACCAACUGACAGUCGAGAUAAACCUAUAGAGGAUGUAGUCAUAGUCAACUGUGGAGUCUCAGAAGUAGCUGAACCAUUUACAGUGGAGUUGGAUGAGGCCAAAGAAUAA